Molecule: messenger RNA, 1582 nt
Organism: Onychomys torridus (southern grasshopper mouse)
Lineage: Eukaryota; Metazoa; Chordata; Mammalia; Rodentia; Cricetidae
Product: transmembrane protein 45A-like
Source: RefSeq, a predicted model, not a curated record
AAGCGCAUCUGGACAGCUGUGCUGAGAAAGUUCGUGGGCCCCUUCCCGGCCUGCCAUCCGCAAGGCACGUCUCCCACGUCGCCUCCUGCUAGCCACUUACUACUUAUUUUUCCCCAAGAAGCAAUCAGCAAUCCAAACUUGAACUUUUUCUUCCCGCUACCCCCGCCCCCACCCCCAUGAGAGGCGAGGCCACAUCACAUCCAACACAGUUUAAUUUCCAUGAGGCUUUGAGAUCAAAAGAGCAGAAACAGGCACAAAAACCCAGCCGCCGUCUGAUCCGAACUGGCAAAGUGGGAGAAGUGGGGUGCUGAGUGAACAGACCAAGCUGGGUCAUGGGGAGUUUCAAAGGUCAUGCCCUCCCUGGAACCUUUUUCAUUAUCAUGGGCUUUUGGUGGGGUACAAAGAGUAUUCUGAAGUAUGUCUACAAAAAGCAAACUCGGACCUGCUACCUUAGUUCUAAAACCUUAUUACGUCGAGCAGAGAUUUGGGAAGGCAUUGUUUCAAUCUUCAUGGCUCUUACUGGUAUGGUCGGGGAACAGUUUAUCUCAGGUGGACCCUCCCUGACCCUGUUGAAAGACGGCCAGUGGAACCAGCUUCUGGGCUGGCAUCAUACAACCAUGUACUUCUUCUUUGGGCUACAGGGUGUAACCCAUAUCUUAUGUUUUCGCUACCAAUUUCUUCCGCUUUCCUUAAGCAAGUUAAUGUUAUCAAAUGCCAUCUUUGUGGAGUCUUUUAUCUUCUACAACCACACUCAUGGUCGGGAAAUGUUGGAUGUUUUUGUGCACCAGCUUCUGGUCGUUAUCACCAUUUUGGCGGGUCUGGUUACCUUCAUGGAAUUCCUCACAAAGAACAAUGUACUUCUGGAGCUCCUGCGGUCAAGUCUCAUCAUCCUACAAGGGACCUGGUUCUGGCAGAUUGCUUUUGUCCUGUAUCCCCUCAGUGGAAGUCCUCCAUGGAAUCUGACAGAUAUUGAGAAUAAAAUGUUCCUCACCAUGUGCUUUUCUUGGCAUUAUGCAUCAACCUUUAUCAUCUUUGGAUUAAAUUAUGCUUUUAUCACCUGGUUAGUAAAAUCUAGACUUAAGAAGGUGUGCACCUCAGAAGUUGGACUCCUGAAAAAUGCUGAACGUGAACACGAAUCAGAAGAAGAAGUGUGAUUUUGAUGGGCAUCCAUUCUUUCUAGACAAGCCUUCUCUUUUUGCGUUGCCUUUGUUAAUGGCUUUGUCUCUUGACCUUUGAAGAACAGCUGUCUGAGGCUGACUCCGUGUUGUUUGUAUUUCCAGUUUUGUUAAAGUGUUGGACUUUAAAUGUCUCACUUUCUUACAGCUUUAAAAGUACCUUGGGUAAUAAAUUCACUUUGCAUAUUGUGCAUGCCAUGAUAUUCAGAAGCAAUAAGUUUUCCAAAGUCAUAUAUAGUUUCAUGUCUGUACUAUGAAAACUAUUUGUUUUAUUUUCCUGAUAGAUACCAUCAAGAUUCAUGACCUUGCCAUCACUUGUGAUUCAUUCAAUGUUGAAUUUUACUUGUUUGUAUUGUUGCCACAAUGAAAAAUAAAUGAAUGCAUGCACCUCUGUGCAAAAACCUCAA